AUGAAACAAUAUAAAGAAAAAAAAAAUCCUAGGGAUUUUACUUUUACUCCAGAAACUCCAUGCAAGUUGGUUGACUUUCUUGGUGGUGUCAAUUACACGCCUUCUCAAGAUAAUAAUGAAAUUUUCACUCGUUCC
This is a messenger RNA of Dentiscutata erythropus, 135 nucleotides long. NCBI's taxonomy places the organism in Eukaryota, Fungi, Glomeromycota, Glomeromycetes, Diversisporales, Gigasporaceae. The record is from the annotation of a GenBank genome assembly.